Messenger RNA from Triticum aestivum (bread wheat), 1486 nucleotides. RefSeq lists its product as uncharacterized. The transcript is spliced from 4 exons. NCBI's taxonomy places the organism in Eukaryota, Viridiplantae, Streptophyta, Magnoliopsida, Poales, Poaceae. Bases 503 to 898 code for a protein of 131 amino acids. The record is from RefSeq and is a predicted model, not a curated record.
ACUGCCCCUCACAUCUCCCCGCCGUUCCCCAUUCUCCCAUGGUUGCCCCUGCUCUUCAUCCCCUUCAUGGUCGAAUCCGGUCGCGGGAGCAUCCGUCGGAGGCGGACGCGGAGGCGCGGGACUCGCAAGCCCAUGCUCUUCCCUGCUCCUUCCUCGAAUCCGGUCGCCGAAGUGACCGAGGAGGUGCUCGAGCUCGGUACGCUCGCCGGGGACGCCAUCCCUCCCUCUCCUCCUGAUGUCGUCGCCGUCGCUGCAAUGAGUCUCUCCACCAUCUCCCGCGUGCUCGCUUGCUCGUCCCAGUACAGAUUAGUCUCCCUCUCCGACCCCGCCGCCUGCUCUUCGCCUCUUCCCCGUCAAUUUGGUUCAUCGGCAGGUGCAUCACCUCACUGUGUGCAAUAUUCAGUCCCCUAGGAUUAUCUGCUCGGGGGCCAUGGCAUGUCCGCCGCCGUCGCUGCUUCAUGGCUGUGAGGUCGCCGGGAUGUGUUUCGUGUGCUGAUACCUGAUGUCUGCUCUGGGGAGCCGGGCUUCGUCUGCCAAUGUGGCCGGCAAGAUUUCUUCAAGGAGAAGAAGGAGGUCCCGAAAGGGGAUGGGAGCAACAAGUCUGAAUCGAAGGGAUAAGGAAAAUUUGUUUAAUCUCGCGGCUGCGCUUGGCUGUGAUCGCCUUGUCCUCACCGGCAUCGCGGCCGCAUGCCACGUGGACUAUGACUCCGCUGCCAGCAGCGAUUGGUCCUUCGCGUGCCUCUACCUCGUCGUGGCCGAGUCCUCCUCUCCCCAAAUCGACAUCCACCCCUUUGUCAAGCCUGGACAUGAGCAGGAUGGUGUACACGAGCUUCACAGACAUGUGGCCGUGGAGGCUCCGGAUGAGGCCGACGCUGAUGACGACUCGAACAGUUCGUAGAGCCGUACCAGCGUUCGGCGGCAAGGGAUAUGUUCGUCAUGGAACGGCGGGAUCUAGGAAGAUGGAGGCCCUGGGGAUGGAGCGGUGAGAGGCAAGGCCUGCCAAGACGACGGCGAACAUUGGUUUACAGAGAUUCUCACCUUGUACCCGAUCUCCCCGCCUCCGCAAGCUUCUCGGCCUCUGUCUUCGGGAUGCAUCCUCUUCUUCCCCUCCUCUCCGAGUAAUGUUUGUGGUUCACUAUAGUAUAUGCAAGUAUGCAGCUGUAUGCACAAAAUUCAGGUUCAGAACUCCUAAAUAAAAUAUUCCAUUGCACGUGAACUCAAGAGAUAAAUAUUAGGAAUUCAAAAAUAGAAAAACUUAAUUUUUGGUUCAAUCAACACACGAAUUCGAAGAGGAACGGGAGGAGGGUGAAGCCAGAGUCAGAUGAGACGACAUGGACCUUGAUAACGAAUCUCGCGACAGCGACGACCGUGUGAACGAUCAUGUUGAUCUUGCAGAUGGUUACCUGAUAACUCACAAGUAUAGGGGAUCGCAACAGUUUUUGAGGGCAGAGUAUUCAACCCAAAUUUAUUGAUUCGACACAAGGGG